Laetiporus sulphureus 93-53 is the source of this 1413-nucleotide messenger RNA. RefSeq names its product fumarate hydratase. NCBI's taxonomy places the organism in Eukaryota, Fungi, Basidiomycota, Agaricomycetes, Polyporales, Laetiporaceae. Gene Ontology annotation, molecular function: fumarate hydratase activity. Bases 1 to 1413 code for a protein of 470 amino acids. Gene Ontology annotation, cellular component: mitochondrion; tricarboxylic acid cycle heteromeric enzyme complex. The transcript is spliced from 11 exons. The record is from RefSeq and is a predicted model, not a curated record. Gene Ontology annotation, biological process: malate metabolic process; fumarate metabolic process; tricarboxylic acid cycle.
AUGACCUUGCAGGAUCAGAAGCAUCGGAUUGAGCGCGAUACGUUCGGUGAACUCCAGGUCCCUGCAGAUCGCUACUGGGGGGCGCAGACUCAGCGUUCUCUGCAAAACUUCGACAUUGGCGGUCCCACUGAGCGCCUUCCUCCUCCCCUGAUCAAGGCGUUUGGCGUUCUUAAGAAGGCAUCCGCUGUGGUUAACGAAACCUACGGGUUGAAUCCCAAGAUUGGCGAUGCUAUUCAAAAGGCUGCAGAUGAGGUCAUCUCGGGCAAGCUCAUCGACCACUUCCCCCUGGUCGUUUUCCAGACCGGUAGCGGAACACAGAGCAAUAUGAACGUCAACGAGGUCAUCUCGAACCGUGCUAUUGAGAUGCUCGGAGGUGAGCUUGGCUCGAAGAAGCCUGUCCAUCCCAACGAUCAUGUGAACAUGAGCCAAAGUAGCAAUGAUACGUUCCCCACGGCCAUGCACAUUGCCGCCGUUACGGAGAUCACUCAUUCUUUGCUGCCUGCCUUGACUGAGCUGAGGGAUGCGCUCGAGGUCAAGUCGAAAGAAUUUGCACACAUCAUUAAAAUUGGUCGCACGCACUUGCAGGACGCAACUCCAUUGACUCUUGGACAAGAGUUCAGCGGAUACGUCCAGCAAGUGACGAAUGGCAUUGAACGAGUAAAGGCUGUUCUUCCGCGUCUCAGCUUGCUUGCGCAGGGUGGUACCGCUGUCGGAACCGGCCUGAAUACGAAGAAGGGCUUCGAUGUGAAGGUCGCCGCUGAGAUCUCGAAGAUCACUGGUCUUGAGUUCAAGACCGCGCCUAACAAGUUCGAAGCGCUUGCGGCCCAUGAUGCACUUGUCGAGGCGCACGGUGCCUUGAAUGUCAUUGCUUGCUCGUUCAUGAAGAUUGCCAACGACAUUCGAUUCCUCGCAUCUGGCCCUCGUUGUGGAUUCGGCGAGCUUGCGCUGCCAGAGAACGAGCCUGGUAGCAGUAUCAUGCCUGGCAAGGUCAACCCCACCCAGUGUGAGGCGUUGACUAUGGUUGCGGCGCAGGUUAUUGGCAAUCAGACUGUAGUCAGUGUUGCUGGUGCUAGCGGACAGUUCGAGUUGAACGUCUUCAAGCCGGUUAUCAUCAAGAACGUUCUGCAGAGCAUUCGUCUGCUUGCUGACGGCUCGCGCUCAUUCACGAAGAACUGCGUCGUCGGCAUCAAGGCAAACGAGAAGCGCAUUAAUCAGCUGCUCCACGAGUCGCUCAUGUUGGCUACCAUCCUCAACAAGACCCUUGGCUAUGACAAUGUCGCCAAGUGCGCGAAGAAGGCGCACAAGGAGGGCACGACAUUGAAGGAGGCGACAGUGGCGCUAGGAUUCCUGACGCCAGAGGAGUUUGACGAGAAGGUUCGUCCGGAGCUCAUGUUGGGCCCGGACGAGGCAUAG